Cornus florida is the source of this 1791-nucleotide messenger RNA. RefSeq names its product glucan endo-1,3-beta-glucosidase 14-like. Gene Ontology annotation, cellular component: plasma membrane. Gene Ontology annotation, molecular function: hydrolase activity, hydrolyzing O-glycosyl compounds. The transcript is spliced from 3 exons. Gene Ontology annotation, biological process: carbohydrate metabolic process. NCBI's taxonomy places the organism in Eukaryota, Viridiplantae, Streptophyta, Magnoliopsida, Cornales, Cornaceae. The record is from RefSeq and is a predicted model, not a curated record. The coding region runs from base 144 to 1574 and encodes 476 amino acids.
ACCCACUCUCUUCCUCCGAUAUUACCUUAACCCACUCUCUUCCUCUCAUUACCUAACAAAUAACAACCCGGACACCGCUAUAUAACGCCCACUCUCUCCCUCUUUCAUGCUCUGAUCUGUUUCUUCCAGACUCAGAACAGAGCAUGAUGCACCGCGUUAACACUGUAUCUUUCUUUUUCCUAGUCCUUUCCAUUUUCUCACUCGCAGAUGGGGGUUUGAUCGGAAUCAACUACGGUCGAGUAGCGAACAACCUACCUUCAGCAGUGAAGGUGGUUCAGCUGCUGAAGUCCAACGGUGUAGACCGGGUCAAAAUAUACGACACCGACCCGGCGGUACUUAAAGCCCUAGCUGGGUCCGGUAUCAAAAUCACCGUCUGCUUACCCAACGAACAACUCUCCGACGCCGCCAAACAAAAGGACUUCGCCGAAAAAUGGGUCAAACAAAACGUGGCCGCCUACCACCCGAAGACCCAAAUCGAAGCCAUAGCCGUCGGGAACGAAGUCUUCGUCGACCCGGAUAACGUGACCGGGUUCCUCGUACCCGCCAUGAAAAGCAUCUAUCAAGCACUCGUGAAGCACGACCUCCAAUCCGCCAUCAAAGUCUCCUCACCCAUUGCUCUCAGCGCUCUUGGAAACUCCUACCCUGCCUCAGCCGGAUCUUUCAAACCCGAACUCGUCGAACCCGUGAUCAAACCCAUGCUGGACUUUUUCCGUCAAACUGGGUCGUUCAUCAUGGUCAAUGUCUACCCGUUUUUCGCCUACGAAGCCAACUCCCAAGUCAUCUCUCUGGACUACGCUCUGUUUCGUGAAAACCAAGGUGUGGUAGACGCCGGUAGUGGCAAGCGUUACUUUAACCUCUUUGACGCCCAAAUCGACGCCGUUUUUGCGGCAAUGUCGGCUCUGAAGUACGAUGAUAUCAGAAUGGUGGUGACGGAGACUGGUUGGCCGUCGAAGGGUGACGAGAAUGAGAUAGGCGCGGGCAUGGAGAACGCCGCUGCGUAUAACGGGGGCCUGGUGAAAAGAAUACUCACCGGCGGUGGGACCCCCUUGAAACCCAAAACAGAUCUGACCGUUUAUCUCUUCGCUCUCUUCAACGAGAACCAAAAAACUGGACCCACAUCUGAGAAUAACUAUGGUCUGUUUUACCCAAAUGAAGACAAGGUUUAUGACAUACCGUUGACGUUGGCCGGGCUGAAGAAUUACCGGGGGACCAGGGCACCGGCGUCGACUACCGGCAGUCGGAAGAAUUCGACGCCGGUGACAGGCGGUGAUGGGGGGCAGGUGUCGCCGACUGUUUCGGGGCAGAGUUGGUGCGUGGCGGAUGCAAAGGCCGGGAAGGAUAAGCUGCAGGCGGGUCUAGACUAUGCGUGUGGGGAAGGAGGAGCUAAUUGCCAUCCGAUUCAACCAGGGUCCACGUGUUACGAACCCAACACGCUCGAGGCCCACGCUUCGCACGCUUUCAACAGUUAUUACCAGAGGAAUGGACGCAAGAUGGGCACGUGCUUCUUUGGUGGUGCGGCGUAUGUUGUUUCAGAGCUACCCAAGUUUGGGAAGUGCGAAUUGCCCACUAACUAAACAAGAGAACGAAGAAAGGGUUGGAAGAAGAAGAAGAAGUGGUUGGAAAUGCUCUUCAUUCAUUUGUAGCUCUUUUGGAUGAUCUCCAUUUUCAUUUUUGAUGUAUUUAUAUGGAGUAGUAGGUUGGUUGGAGUUUGGUGGUUAGAGAUUACUAUGGACUAUCUUUGUUUAUAUAACUUUAUAUAAAAUUGCAUAAUGUAAUUAUGUUUCUUUUUAA